AGGACCGUUCACCUGUCUUAAAGAGUCCGAUGGUGUUACGCUGGGGACUCUGUUAAAAAAAAAAAAAAGGGUAAAAACAUCCAUUUCCAGUAGCUAACAUACAAAAUGGAGGUGAUAAUUCCAGUUAAACAGGAGCCUCUUAAGUUGGGAUAUGAAUGCAAAGAAGCAGACACAGAAGAGAAGAGCGAAGAGGAGGAAGGGAGGACUCACACACCAAACACUGGCCUCCAUCUCAUGAAUUUCAAGGAGAAAACAAGUGUGAACGUUAAGAAAGAGGACUGUGAAUGGGAUCCUGUGCACCUUCCUCAGGAUAAUCCUGACAUUAAGGAGGAGGAUUGUGAAUCUAAGGCAGCUGUCAUUAAAAACCUCUCUGAGCCAGCAUUUAACAGCAUUCAUCUGCAGAAAAAUGAAACUGUAAGUCUGAAAGAAGAAGACCUUAAACAGGAGUCUGAUUCCCAGUAUGUGUGCCCAGAGGUAACUGGAUCAGGCAUCACUGUGAGCAGUCAUCAGUCCAUCCUUGUGAAGUCUGAAUGUUUGGAGUCCGACAUGAAGAGGACUGAGAUAGAAUUGGGUUCAUGUACUUCAGGAGAAGAUGGAGAAGAGAGUAACAACAUUUCAUCGUCUUCAUUUCUUAAAACCCCUUGUCAGUGCAGACCUCAGCAGCCACAGCAAGAUCAGAAUAAGAAGAUAGUGACAUCUGGAUCAGAGAGUGUGAUGCCAGCCACUUUACAGAGUAGUUACUCUUCUGAAUGCUCUAACAGUAGCACUCUUGAGAAAUGCAAAAGAAUUCACACUGGAGCCAAGCUAUAUUGCUGUCCUGAAUGUGGCAAACAAUUGUCUACCCGACGCAAUCUUCACAUUCACAUGAGAGUUCACACUGGAGAGAAGCCAUAUAGCUGUUCUGAAUGUGGCAGAGAAUUCUCACGAACAAGUACUCUUCAGACACACAAAAGAAUUCAUACUGGUGAGAAGCCAUAUGGCUGUUCUGACUGUGGUAAACGCUUCUCACAAAAGGCCACACUUCACAAUCACUCAAGAAUUCACAUUCGAGAAAAGCCAUAUUGCUGUUCUGAUUGUGGCAAAAGAUUUGUCAGUACUGGUGAGUUAAAGAAACACACAGAUAGUACUGAAAAAAGGUCAUACUUCUGCUCUGACUGUGGAAAACAAUUCCCUAGCAGUUGCAGUCUCCAGAAGCAUGCAAAAAUUCACAGAAGAGAGAAGCCAUAUUGCUGUUAUGAAUGCGGCAAACAUUUCUUCUGCAGAGGCAAUCUUAAGUUGCAUGCAAGAAUUCACACCGUACAGAAGCCAUAUUGCCAUUCUGAUAGUGGACAACAAUUCUCCAAUAGUAGCACACUUAAGAAAUGCACAGGAAUUGACACUGGAGACCAGCCAUAUUCCUGUUUUGAAUGUGGCAAGCAGUUUUCCACUGGACGCAAUCUUCAUGCUCAUUCAAGAGUUCACACUGGAGAGAAGCCAUAUAGCUGUCCUGAAUGUGGCAAACAAUUCUCUCGAUUAAGCACUCUUCAGAGUCACACAAGAAUUCACACUGGAGAGAAGCCAUAUUCCUGUUCUGAAUGUGGCAAACAAUUUUCACAAAUAAGCAAUCUUCGCAACCAUAAAAGAGUUCACACUGGAGAAAAGCCAUAUUGCUGUUCAGAAUGUGGAAAAACAUUCACUAGGAGUGGCAAUUUUAAAAGACACACAAGAACAUUUGAAAAGGGGUUGUAUUGCUGUUCUGACUGUGGAAAGCAAUUCUCUGCCAGUUGCAGUCUCCAAAAGCAUACAAAAGUUCACACCGGAGACAAGCCAUAUUGCUGUUCUGAAUGUGGUAAACGAUUCUCCUGCAGUGACAAUCUUCAGAAGCACACAAGUAUUCAUGCUGUGGAGAAGCAAUGUAGCAAUUCUGAUAGUGAAAAUCAAUUGCCUAACGGCACUCUUCAGAAAUGCAAAAGUGUUGAUACUGGGGACAAGACAUAUUCCUGUUCUGAUUGUGGCAAACAAUUGUCUACCAGACGCAAUCUUCGCAUUCACAUGAGAGUUCACACCGGAGAGAAGCCAUAUAGCUGUUCUGAUUGUGGCAAAGGCUUUUCACAAACAAGCAGUCUUCAGGCCCACAGACGAAUUCACACCGGAGAGAAGCCAUACAGCUGUCUUGAAUGUGGGAAAGGAUUUUCACAGAAGAGCACUCUUCAGAGUCACACAAGAAUUCACACUGGAGAGAAGCCAUAUUUCUGUUCAGAAUGUGGCCAAGGAUUCUCACAGGCAAGCCACCUUCGCAACCACAGAAGAGUACAUAAUGGAGAAAAGCCAUAUUUCUGUUCUGACUGUGGCAAAAGGUUCACCAGGAAGGACCAUCUGCAGAUCCACAAAAGAACUCACACUGGAGAAAAGCCAUACUGCUGUUCUGAAUGUGGAAAAGGAUUUGUUUCCAGUGGAGACCUUCACAAACAUUCAAGAGUUCACACUGGAGAGAAGCCAUUUUGGUGUUCUGAAUGUGGCAAAGGAUUUGCACAAAAAAACACUUUUCAGAUACACAAAAGAAUUCACACUGGAGAGAAGCCAUAUUUCUGUCCUGACUGUGGCAAACAAUUCUCGCACAAUAGCAGUCUUCAUAUGCACAGAAGAACUCACACUGGAGAGAAGCCAUAUUUCUGUUCUGAAUGUGACAAACAAUUUUCCAGGAGUAGCCAUCUUCAGGUCCACAAAAGAAUUCACACUGGAGAGAAACCAUAUUCCUGUUUUGAAUGUGGUAAACUAUUCAACUCCAGUAGCAAACUUCAGAUCCACAAAAGAAUUCACACUGGAGAAAAGCCAUAUUGCUGUUCUGACUGUGGCAAAAAAUUCUCACAAAUUGGCCAUCUUCAUUCCCACACACUAAUUCACACUGGACAGAAACCAUACUCCUGUUCUGACUGUGGAAAACAAUUCUACAAGACCGGUGAUCUUCGAAUGCACAGAAAAAUUCACACUGGAGAAAAACCACAUUGCUGUACUGAAUGUAAUAAACGGUUCAUCACCAGAGUCAAGCUUCAGAUCCACACAAGAGUCCACACUGGAGAGAAGCCAUAUUGCUGUUCCUCUUGUGGCAAACAAUUCUCACGAAUAAGCUAUCUUCAAAUCCACAAGAGAAUUCACACUGGUGAAAAGCCAUAUAGUUGUUCUGACUGUGGUAAACAAUUUGCUCAGUUAGGUAAUCUUCAGAUCCAUACAAGAAUUCACACAGGAGAGAAGCCAUAUUGCUGUUCUGACUGUAACAAACGAUUCACCACCAGUAGCAGUCUUCAGAUCCACACAAGAAUUCACACUGGGAUCAAUAGGACUCAUCAAAAAAAACUUCCAUUGCCAUCUUGAUGCCCUUACAGUUACCUUCGUCCUGUAUGACUGUCAAAAGAGUACUUCCUGCCAAUUUUAGGGAAUAAAUGUAACAGAAAUGUUAAGACUAGUGAGUGAGGUUCACUUCUGUUUUGACAGUGAGUACACUAAACCCAUUUGGAGAAAUUACCCCUGAUAGAAACCAAAUUGCUAUUCUCAGUGGAAUGAUUAACCACAAAUGGCCAUCUUCACACCCAUAUAGGAUCUUGGACUGAAGAGGAGCCACGUUACUCUUCUGAAUAUGACAAUUUCCUGAUAAGCCACACAAAUAAGCCAUUACUUAGCUCUAGCAAUAACUUGCAUUUGGGAGAUCAUGACAUGCAGUUCUCCUAGUACAAGUCUUCAAAAAUAAAUCACAAUUCCCAAUGGAGCGAAGAGUUUUGCCACCACACAUAAAAGCAGCUAUAUAUUUUGGAGAAACAUCUAUGAAGAUGGCCAAAAACAGACUAAAGACACAACAUGGAUAACAAUCUGCAGACAGAUAUAGAAAACACAUAAAUGAAAGAAAUGAACUGGCCUGAGGUAGCAGCCAAAGGAAUAGACAAUAAGCUCAGAACUGCUGCUAUGUGGGAGAUCCAGGUUCCUUUCUCUGUGCCCAUCUUCUGGUUUAAGCAACUCACACCAGUGCAACCAGAUACAGUGCCCUCCAUAACGUCUGGGGCAACGGCACAUUUUCCCUGAUUUAUCCCUCUGCUGUACAGUUUAAAAUUACAAAUCAAACAAUUCCGACAUGAUUAAAGUGCACAUUGCAGACUUUCAGUUAAGGGGAUUUGCAUACAUCUCAGUCACACCAUGUGGAAAGGACAAUGGUUUUUCUACAUGGUCCAAGCAUUUCAGGGCACCAUAAUGUUUGGGACAGUUGGCUUCACCAGUGUUUCUGAUUCCUCAGGUGUGUUCCAUUG
Messenger RNA from Polypterus senegalus (gray bichir), 4274 nucleotides. Its product is annotated as gastrula zinc finger protein XlCGF57.1-like. The coding region runs from base 106 to 3351 and encodes 1081 amino acids. The transcript is spliced from 5 exons. Lineage: Eukaryota; Metazoa; Chordata; Cladistia; Polypteriformes; Polypteridae. The record is from RefSeq and is a predicted model, not a curated record.